Molecule: messenger RNA, 468 nt
Organism: Gongylonema pulchrum
Lineage: Eukaryota; Metazoa; Nematoda; Chromadorea; Rhabditida; Gongylonematidae
Source: the annotation of a GenBank genome assembly
AAGCUGAUAAUCAGGCGUCGUUAUUCAUCUCAGCACCGUGAGACAAUUCGUCCGGGCAGUAAAGUUUAUCAGUGUACGACAUGCAGGUACAAAACUGCGCACGAAGAUCGUUUCCAGGAACAUCGCAUCGAUCAUGCUGUGCGUAUCCAACAGCGUCUAACGACAUCAAUUAAGCGAGCUGCACAAGGUGGGGAUCGUUGGAUAAAGCCAAGAUUUACCCGCAAAGGGACGCGUGUCGCAAAUCAGCUAACAUGCUCCAAAUGCUCCUUUUAUUGUGACACUGCCGUAGCAUACAAUACGCAUAUCGAGAUGCAUGGGGCAAAGUCGAUUUUCACAUGUUGUGUCUGCGACUAUUCAUCAAUGACGAAGAACGUUGUUGAUUUUCACGAAGCCAAUCAUCAUUUGCGCGAGUCGCUUUCAACUUUGGCUAAGAAUUUUUUGCUGCUGGAAAAUAUAACAGAAAUUUAA